This is a messenger RNA of Trifolium pratense (red clover), 1450 nucleotides long. RefSeq lists its product as uncharacterized. The transcript has 4 exons. The coding region runs from base 774 to 1127 and encodes 117 amino acids. The record is from RefSeq and is a predicted model, not a curated record. NCBI's taxonomy places the organism in Eukaryota, Viridiplantae, Streptophyta, Magnoliopsida, Fabales, Fabaceae.
GUUACAGAUCUGAAAAUCCAGCCAUUUUCACUUUCCCUUUUAAAACCCAACAGUCUCAUCAUAUCAUAUCAUAACGACAGAGUGAGAAGAAGAAGAAGAAAAAGAAUGGGAAAUCAAAGAAAUUGUCCUAGAAUGAGAAGCAAAGAAGAAGAUACUGAAGAUGGCGGCGGCGCUGUCGUCGUGGUUUCAGCUUCACCGCAGCAUUACGAACAGAUUAGGGAACAAAACCCCUCGCCCUCAGAUCAAGAAAAUUCCAAUACCAUCAAUUCAACCUGAAAGACGUUCUUCCAGAAUAAUGACCCUGCCUCCGGUUGACUAUGGUUCAAAGUGACCUCGUGCACCGCAUCAACAACAUUCGUCAUCAAGUAAGAAAAAGAAGGAAUUGGAGAUUUAUAUAGCAGAAGGUACAAACCCUGAAGUUUACACUGAAGAGCAUGAGAAGCUUCUGGGAGAUUGUGAGACUAAUUGGGAAUUGUAUGUGGAUGGAUAUGAUGAGGAUGGGGAUCGCAUAUAUUGAUUAAUUCACUGUGCUCUCUGAUAUAUAUAUGAUCUCUCCAUUACAUGGUUUGUUAGUUUCUAUGUAUGCACGACUAUUUAUUUUGAAACAAGGAAUCUGAUAAAUGUAUUCUUACAAACAAAGAAGUGAAAGGCAUAAAGUUGGCACAUAAAUUCUUCUAUGUUACUUGUUUCUCUCUGACCAUAGAGAAUUUUUACUAAAAUCAUUUGUUUUCUUGUAGGCGUAUAACUAUUAGUCGGCUGACGAAUUGCAACAAAUGCGAAUUACCCCAAGGGCAGCUCUGUGGAGAUUUCUUGUACACAAGAUAUGGAGAAAAUGUGAGAGAAGCCGAUUUCAAUCCCAUGUGAACUUGCCCUUGUUGUCGAGAAAUUUGCUUUGCAACUGGAAUAGUUGCUGUAGGAAAAAUGGUUGGAUGCCUACUGGUAAUAUAUACAAUAAGGUGGUGAAAUUGGGUUUCAAAUCUGUUACUCAUUAUCUGAUUAAGACCCGUCGCUCUGAGGAAAGCAUUGAAGGCUCGGGUGCUGAAAAUGUUGUUCAAGAAAUACCAGAGACCACUCUAGAUACGACACAGAAGGGACAAAUUCGGACGAGAAGGGCUCUGAGAAGUUAAAGGCUUAAAGGUGAUCAAAUGAAUGCAAAGGAUAUCAAUGAAUAGAAACAUAGUUUAAUGACUUUUACAUCUACAUGAAAAUGGUGAUACUUUGUUUUGGAUAUUUAGACAAGUUCUUAGUUUUCUUAUUUUUGUUAGAUAUGCAUACAAGCUCAGGCCAUUUAACGUAAACAGUUUGCAGCCAUGCACUGAGUUUUGAGAACAUUCUUGUGUCAUGGCUCUCAACUCUUGAGCAGUUUUACCGAGCAUUAUGGGCUGUGUAAAUAAAAAUAAAUAUUAUUGUAUUAGAUUUCUUGAUCUUAUUUCUUAUUUUUGUUAAGAAA